AUAAAUAGUUAGGGUUGGCCAUCAAAACCUAUGACAUAGAAGCAGAAACCCUAAGAGAGGCAUUAAGCAUGAUUCUCUUGGAAGGCAACACGCUUGAGUUGCUAGUGGUUGAGAACUGUGUUCUUUUAACUUGUUUUAUUGUUUUGCAGAAUUUUCUUUUCAUUUCUUCCACAUCAAAUAGGAGAAGAUCCUUUAUGAGAGCCAGUUUAAUCAUGCCCAACUUCAACCCUUUAUGUAGAAUUCUAGAAGAUAAUCAUUUGAGUGGGCCCAAUUUUAUUAAUGGGAAGGGGAACUUGAUGAUUGUUCUCACUGUUGAGAAGGUUGUUCAUGUCCUCAAGGGAGAUGCCCCAAAUCUUGCUCAAGAUGAUGCCACUGGGGAGCAAAAGCCUACUUAUGAUAAGUGGUAUGAGGCUAAUGAUCCUACCAGAUGCUACAUACUAGCCUCCAUGACUAAUGUGGAGAGCAAAGCAGGUCUGCACAUCAGCAAGUAAUGAAACAGUUGAUGACCACCAAGAUGGUGGAAGGUACUCCAGUUCGGGAUCAUGUCCUGAAGAUGAUUUCUUUUAUCGACGAACUGGAGACGAUGGGUGCAAGUGUGCAUGGUGACACCAAGGAAGAUGUGAUCCUUUCAUCUUUGCCUAAAAAUUACAAUCAAUUCAUACUUAAUUAUAAUAUGAACAAGAUGAGUGUGACAUUGUCUGAGCUACUCAACAUGCUGCAUCAGUAGAGGAUUUGAUUAAGAAAGAGAAAGGUUCUCUCAUGCUAGUUGAUAAAUCAGUAUCCUCCUCUAGAACCAAGCCCUUUCAUCCUAAGGGCAAGAGGUUCAACAAUAAGAGGAAGUGGUCUCGAGGUCUCAGACUAGUCCUCCAGCCCGGGAGACUAAGGAACAUGACAAGGGCAAUGUAGAGAAGAAACCAAAAGAAAAUUGUUUCCAUUGUGGCAAAACAGGGCAUUGAAAAAAAGAAACUGCCUUACUUAUCUUGCUUCUUUGAAGAACAAGAAAUCUUCUGAAGGUAUGCUCAUUAUUGAAAUAAAUUUAUUGUGUCAACCCUAAAGGAUGGAUUUUGAUAAUCGUAAAACAAUUGAGUUAAAUAUGUAUUCUAAUGAUGGUGGCUUAAGUGUGAAGGUUUAAAUUUCAUGAAGAAAAUUGUACUUACAACCUCCAAAGAAUCAAGAAAAACAAAAUCAAAGGUCUUUGAAAAUUCUGUUUAUAAACUAUGUGAGCCGACCAUUUUAUUUAAUGAGUUGACUCUUUUGUUAAAUAAGUCGACCCCAGUACAGUUCAAUAAAUACAGAGAAGAAUCGCCACCUGAGACAAAUUAGAUGAGCCGACCCUUGUACUUAAAAAUUCGACCCAUUAUCUACAUGAGUCGACCUCCGAUAUUGAAGAGUCAACCCUUUGAGGCCAGCGCAGAAAUUUUGUAUGAGCCGAAGGAAUGAGCCGACCCUUUUGCUUAGUGAGUCAUCCCCUUCAGCACAUGGGACGACCCCUAAAUUUGGAGGGACGACCCCUAUUAUCCUGACAGUUUCAACGGCUACUUUCAAUAGGAUUUCUACUAGGUCUCAACGGCUUGUUUUUUGGUCUAACGGCUAGUUGGUGCUUCCUGGUCAGCAUGAAGCCUAUAAAUUCAAAGGAGCGGCAAAGGAACAAGAGAGGAAUAAGAGAGAAGAUCCAAAAAUUAAAUCCAAGCUUUCAAAGAUCAAAUCCUCACAAGAAAGCUUUUAAAAGAGAAAAACCAUCUAGUGAGAAAAUUA
Molecule: messenger RNA, 1755 nt
Organism: Phoenix dactylifera (date palm)
Lineage: Eukaryota; Viridiplantae; Streptophyta; Magnoliopsida; Arecales; Arecaceae
Source: RefSeq, a predicted model, not a curated record